AUGCAACAACCACAAUCACUCUUGGGUGAACUGGUCGUCGUUGCUCUGAAAGCAGAAAACUUACAACACCAGGCGACUAGUAAACAAGAUCCAUUCUGUAUAUUCAGAGUGAAUGAAGUAGUGAAAAGGACAAAGACAGACUAUGGAGGAGGCUCAUACCCUAUUUGGGAUGAUCAGGUUAAUAUUCCUAUAAGACAAGGUCAACAUCGACUACAUGUUCAGAUAUUCGAUAAGGAAGCAAAUGCAAGGAAUUUGAUGGGAGAAGGAGUUGUUGAUCUGACAAAAGUAUUGAGAGAAAGGGAACAUGAUGGAUAUUUUCCAGUAAAAUAUCAAGGCAAACAUGGAGGAGAAAUAUACUUGGAACUGACAUUUUAUCCCAUUCAACAAUCUAUGGCAAGACCACAGCAACCUGUGAGAUAUCAAUAUCCUCCAGGAUCUAAUGGAUAUCGCCCACGUCCACUUCCACCAUUGCCUCAGCAACAGCAACAGUCUCAUGGACAUUAUGCACCAUCUCAUCAACGUCCUCCGCCUCAUCAACGGCCACCACCUCCACAUCCAGUAACACAUGCUCCUUAUUCUGCGCCUCCACAUCCAUCCACACCUAUGCCACCCCGCCCACCACCACCACAUAUGUCUCAUUACCAUUCAACGCCCCUCCCUCCCCAUUCGGCGCCUCCACAGCAUUCAGUACCACCAUAUCCUCCACACUCAAUGCCAUUACCUAGUCAGCAUCCACCUUACCCUCAGCCAAGACCUUCAACCUCAUCACAAAUCAUGUCACCUUCACAACCGUUGCUGUCAUCUCCUUAUCACCCAGCAGCAUCGCCAGCUCCUAGACCGAUACAAGGUUCACCUUAUCCACCUAGGCCGCCUGGGCCUUAUCAACCAAGUCCAAUGCCUCAAGCGAGACCUUAUCCUCCAGGGCAAUCCAUGAGACCGAUGCCACCUAGUAAUAGACCCAACAUGUACCCACCUUACUAA
Rhizopus microsporus ATCC 52813 is the source of this 981-nucleotide messenger RNA. RefSeq lists its product as uncharacterized. Bases 1 to 981 code for a protein of 326 amino acids. NCBI's taxonomy places the organism in Eukaryota, Fungi, Mucoromycota, Mucoromycetes, Mucorales, Rhizopodaceae. The transcript is spliced from 6 exons. The record is from RefSeq and is a predicted model, not a curated record.